Messenger RNA from Cetraspora pellucida, 1143 nucleotides. The record is from the annotation of a GenBank genome assembly. Lineage: Eukaryota; Fungi; Glomeromycota; Glomeromycetes; Diversisporales; Gigasporaceae.
AUGCCUUGUAAUGCGGAUAGUAUUGUAAAAAUUAAGGUUACCAAAGAGACUAUAAAGGAAAAGUUGUUAGUAGUAUGGGCCAUUGGCGUCUAUCUUGUUGGAAUCGAAGAUUGUGAAAUUGAAUUAAUUUUGUUUGUACCAGUUAAAACAGAGGAAAGAGAUCCAGCAAUGCAAGCAAUUUUUGAGAGAGACGAAUAUUUUUCUGUUGGAGGCAAAAUCGUACCUGAUUAUUAUAAUAAAAAUUUUAGACCAAGGAUGACGGUUUCAACAUCGACUUAUCUUAAGAUACUUAGUAAGGUCCUAGCAUCAAACAAGUGUCCUCUAAAAGUUUCUUUGGUUGGAAUUAUCGAAGAGGUUCCCGAAUUUAAAAAUAAUGAAGAUGCUGUUAUCAAAGUUUUGGGGUUGGUCAGUCUUAUUUGUCCAAGAGAAUCAAUAAUUUUUGUUGUUGGUCAGAUGGAAAUCAUAGAAAAUGUUCUGUAUGUUUUUGGCCAAGAAGUUAAUUGGGUUGAUACUCGAUUUAAUUCUAAGAAAAAAGAAUAUAAUAUUAACAAUGAACAAAUUUCAUUGUUAACAACAAAUUCAGCUAGAUCCAAGCUUCUAUCUGUUCAUCAGAGUAUUUUUAAAGAAGUUGAAGCAGAAGAAAGAUCUAAGCGCAUUAAAGUUGAAAAUAUAAAUGGAAUUGUUGAAGAUGUAGAUGGAACUGUUGAAGAUAUAGAUGGAACUGUUAAAGACAUGUUUGUAGGUAAAAAUGAUGAUGAUUCUAACAUUGAUGAUAAUAUUAGCAUUGAUGAUGGGUUGAAAAAUGGAAUUGAUAUUGAUGAAAAGAAUGAGGUUAAGAACAAAAGCAAUAAAAAUAAAAAAAAUUCGGGAGGUAGCUGCAAAAAGGAAAUAGCACAGGCAGAAUUUUCAUUAAGAUUAAUAGGAAUUUUCAGUUAUGAAUGUGCUGUUCAACCUCCUUUAAGAAGUAGAGCAGCAAUACCCAAAGAAGCAACUGCUAAAGCAAUUAGGCUCUGUUUUCAUACUCAUGCAAGAAGAACAGAAUAUAAGAAUGUUUUCCUAGAGCCACCGGGACCAUCAAUGAAGAAACAUUUAUUGUAUUUAUCAACAAUGGCUUCAAUAACUGCAGAAAAUAUUUUAUACUAG